Closterium sp. Naga37s-1 is the source of this 573-nucleotide messenger RNA. NCBI's taxonomy places the organism in Eukaryota, Viridiplantae, Streptophyta, Zygnematophyceae, Desmidiales, Closteriaceae. The record is from the annotation of a GenBank genome assembly.
CUGGAGGCACUGAAGCUGGAGCUGCUGGAGGUACUGGAGCUGCUAGAGCUGGUGGUGCUGCAGGCGUUGGAGCUGGAGACACCGGAGGUGGAGGCGCUGGCCCUGGGGGUGCUGGUGCUGUUGGUGCUGUCGAAGCCGCCACUAGAGCAAGCCUCCCCACUGCCUGCUCCUUCUCCUUACACUGAGCAGACCGGAGGUCUUACGGAGCGUCGUGAGCCUGUGUCUCGUCCUGCCUCGCCUGCUCGCGCUCUUUGCACUGGUUGUCGUGUGCCUCGUCCGCGUCCUCCUCCUGUCCCCGGCAUGCACCAUAUGGCACUUCGUCCUUCCUCUAUUCCACAGCAUGUCCCCCUGCCGUCUGCUCCUGCGUCCUCUCUUGCUGACGGUCCGGACCCUGAGUCUUACUUAGUUCGUGCUGCCAGUCCUAUUGUCCCUCGUCUUCUAGCCACUGUUGUCACUGACCCUUCGUUUGAGUCCGCUGCUGCGUCUGCCCUAAUUGCUGAGCUUGUUGACUUUGUUGCCACCUGUCAUCUUGACUACGCCGCUAGUCUUGUUGCUGAGUCUGAGUCUGACUGA